Messenger RNA from Maylandia zebra (zebra mbuna), 1840 nucleotides. RefSeq lists its product as uncharacterized. NCBI's taxonomy places the organism in Eukaryota, Metazoa, Chordata, Actinopteri, Cichliformes, Cichlidae. The record is from RefSeq and is a predicted model, not a curated record. Gene Ontology annotation, biological process: cell surface receptor signaling pathway.
GGGAGGCUGAUGACAUCUACUGACUGGCUGCUGCACCUGGACUUCCACAGAGCGAUCUAAAAGAGGCAGACUGGAAGCAGUGCAGAGGUGCACAAAGAGACCACCUUGAAGGGAAAUCAAGUCUAAAAAAUAGCUGAUCAUGGACUACGCUGAAGGUAUCUUGUCACUUACCACAACCAUCAAAAAGAUGGCUGACACUAUGAAAUCCAAUAAGGAGCGCUGCAGAAGGAUUACAGAAAGAGUCAAAGCUGUGGAAAGGCUGGUUUUAAACAUCACACAGAGUGAUCCAAGCCAAAUAUCUGAUACUGUUGAUGGAGCUCUGAGGGAACUCUACGUCAUCUUGAAUUCUGCCAAGGAUCUGAUAGCAAAAUUCUCACAAACCAAGUCUGUUAAGACCUUCUUCAAGGCUGGAAACAUUGAAGAAAAGUUCAGCGAGGUGAACCAAAGGCUCACAGAGAACUUCCAGGUCCUUUCUGGUGCUCUGCAGAUUGAGCACACCACCAUGCUGCAAAAGGUGUAUGAAGCUGUUUCAAAACAAAGUACUGAGGAAGAGGUUUGCAGUAUGAUGGCUAAUACUAGUCUCACACCCCUGAUGCUUCCCUCUUCUCCAGUGUCAAGUCCCACAGCUUCUAUAUUUCCCCCUUCUCCAGUGUCACGCCCGCUAUAUCCUGAGCUUCCUCCCACACCUGUGUCCAGUCCUACAGCUUCUGUGCUUCCGCCUCUUCCAGUGCCCAGUCCUAUAGGUUUUAUACUUCCACCUGCUCCAUUGUCCAGUCCUACAGCUUCUAUGAGUCAGCCUGCUCCAUUGUCAGGGUCUCUAUAUCCUCAGCUUCCUCCCACACCAGUGUCUAGCCCUACAAAUCUUAUACUUCCCUCCAUGCCAGUGUCUGCACCUUUUGCAGCCCAGCCUCUCUACAAUACUACAACAUCUCACUUUAUCGUUAACAACAACAUAGCCUCCACCCCUGUCAUUCAAGCCAUUUCCCAGGGGUCAGUCACUGACAACGCGAACACCAUGCCUGUCUUCAGAACUGUUCGCUCAAAACCCACCAGCUCAUGUGGUCAAGAAGCUAUGUUAAACUAAAAAAAACCCACAAAGGUUUUUCUAAGGAAGUUUGUUAAACUUGUUUACAGUUAAGAAUGAAACUAAACAUAAGACUGCAGUCAAGGUCAAUUUGGGACCAUCUUGCAAUGGGUUCACAUCAACCACAUCAUGAGCGAAGCCUUCUUUUCGAUGUCAGCUACACAGUUAUGCUGAGUUUUGUGACUAUUUGGUCAUUUUAAUCUUUAAAGCGGACCCAUUAUCACUCAUUUGUAUUUGUCUGUGUUUCUCCUGAUUGGCUGCCAUUGUGAACAAAGUUGGUGCAGCUGGUGGCUGGGACUUCUGCCCGACAUGACCUUAUUAGGGUUAUACCCUCUCACUGGUGUCACAUGCAGCAAAGAAUAGAAAAAACACCAUGUGAAGCAUCAUGAAGGCUGAGCUUUGUGCUCACAGAGAUUACUUGUACUUACCCAGAUCAUCAUUUGAAACUUUGGUUUAAAAGUUUAAAAUGAGCAUCCACCAUCGAAACGCGAUAUAUAAGUGGUCACAUCUGACUGCAAAAAAACAAAUAUACAAGCAGCUAAAAUGCAAAUAUUGAUGCUCUAAGUGACAGCAUGGUGUGUCUUUACAUCUUUUAUAUACAGUCUGUGGUUACGACUUAAUAAGGCAAUUUUAUGAUUUUAAAAAAUCCAGAAAGGCUAGCAGCUAAUAGAUAAUAAUAAAAAGAGUUGUGAGUACUUUGUUUUGGGAAAAUAUCUUCUUAGAUUGGGGGGAAUCACUUCUGUAAUCUCUCCUGAA